CGAUGCUCCCACCGACACGCCUGCUUCUUUUGGCUUGUCCAAGGUUGCGAGCUCUGAACUCCGAGGAAAAUGAUCCGUGUAUAUGUGCCUAGCCACAUUGUCCUCGUUCCUCGAACGGAACAGUUGCGCUAUACUAACCCGAGCUCGUCGCAGUACUAAACGUCCCCGUGACAGAUUGAACAGCUAAUUCUUAUUGGCACUUACAGGAUCUACAGUGUAAGGUCGGCAUUAUUGCCUUGCGGUUUUGUUGGCCGCGCUUCAGCCAAGGUUGGGUCAAAGCUGAAUCAAUCAUUGACUCUGGCAGACGUUGGAGUGUGGGAGUAUUCGCUCCGAGGUAUUCGUGAUACGUAUGCUGACCCCUUACUGCGGGAAGUACAACAAGGUAUGUCAGCGCCAGCUGGGUUCGAGAGGUUGCUUAGGCACAUCUCGAUAACGGUAUCGUUUACCGGCGUGGCUGGCUUGACUGGCGUAACUUGAGCAGUGAUACACGGCGAAAGACUUACAAUAUCUAUCCCGAGGUCGUCUCGGGUCCGGUAAGGGCAAUACCACACGUUGGCUCGAGCAGGGCAUUUCUCGAAACAGUGCUCGGCACACACUCUCCGCACCUUCGAGAGAGCGUAUCGCAUUUCCCUCAGGCCAUUCAUCUCGGCAGAUGCCUCAAGCUCAGGGUUCUCGUGAUCUCGAGAACUUGAAGUUCGAGUCAAGCGCUUGGCAUGAGGGGGAAUUAGUCUGGAGUACAUGUAUUUGACCCACAGACAACGCGACCAUCUCUGCGCCGAGCAUGACUAUGGCUUGACGCAGCCUUGUCGUUUUGUUCAGGCCAGUAGCGACGUGUGUCUUCGGGGGGCACGGCCCGCAUAAGGUCACGGCCAAGUUCACAUAACACUUGUUUUGUACUUGGCUCGUCUGGAGCAUGCAGUGACUCUCCACCACGUCACGUUCGCCAUGUUCCGGGGAAGGUCCUCCCUGAGUCAAUGCGAGCCUGCUGCGAGUCUGGGCAUCUCUACAGCCGACAGAAAGCGGGGAGGGAUCGAUAUCAGUCCUGGCGCCGAGGCUGUGGGAAUGGACUUUUGAUUGAUAUGAAAGAGGCCCGAAUGCAAGAUGUCGAAGAACUCUGUCGAUGAUCUCUGCCAAACAGGGGACACAUUGGAUUCCGACAGACAAGGGUUUGUUCAAACUACUAACGAUGGCCGAAAAACCAUUCAAGACCGCGCAUGUCGAAAAGACUGACGAUGCAUCAUCUGUCGCAUCUACCACUCGCAAAGAUGAAGAAGCAGCCCCUGAAGUCAACCCCGACCAAGACUGGACUCCAGAAGAAGAAGCCGCGCUCGUAAGGUGGAUUGGCGGGUAUUCCCCAUGCUGUGCGUCGUCUUUGGGUUGUCUCUGCUGGACAGGACAAACAUCUCGGCGGCGUACAUUGCAGGGUUGGCCAAGGACGUGGGACUCUCACAGGGCCCCAGAUACUCUAUUGCAUUACUGGUAUUCUUCAUUGGCUACGCAUUGUUUGAACUUCCCAGUAACAUGGUGAUCCGGCGUUUCGGAGCACAAAUCUGGCUCAGUUUCCUGAUCACCUCAUGGGGUUUCUGUGUCCUUGGCAUGGGAUUUGUCAAGACCUGGACGAGCCUCACUGUGUGUCGAGCAUUAUUGGGCGUUUUCGAAGCAGGCCUCUUCCCCGGGUCCGUCUUCAUUAUCGGGUCCUGGUACAAGCAGUAUGAAACGGCGAGGAGAAUUUCCCUCUUCUACAUGGCAUCUCUGUUAGCCUCGGGCUUUGGACCCAUUCUUGCCUACGCGUUGUCCCUGAUUCGGGUUGGCGACGGUCUUUAUCGUCAAGGCUGGAGAUGGAUCUUCAUCCUCGAGGGCAUGGCGACCGUCAUUGCCGGGAUUAUAUCCUACUUUUUCCUGAUUGAGUUCCCCGAAAAAGUCAAGUGGUUGACCCCCCGGCAAAAACAUAUCGCCCAAGCCCGUCUGCAAGCGGACAAGUCUCUGAGAGAAUAUGUGCACCCAACCUUGAAAGAAUCCAUGAAGAUGCUGCUCGACUGGAAGCUCAUCAUCUACUCCAUUCAAUACUUUGUCGCCGCUUCCAGCGUGUAUUCGCUCGCAUACUUCCAACCGAUCAUCCUCCGCCAGGGCAUGGGCUACAGCUACGCCUUGUCGCAGGUGCUUCAGUCGCCUCCGCACGUGUUCGCCAUCAUCAUGAGUUUGCUCAUGGCAUGGGUCUCGGACAAAUACCGCACCCGAUGGGCCGUUCUGGUAUCCCAGAGCGUUACAGCCAUUGCCGGCCUGCUCAUCAUUCUCUACGCCAAGCCGCCCGGCGUCAGAUACUUUGGAAUUUACCUGGCCACCUUCGGCACUCAGGCAAAUGUCCCCGGAACCCUUACCUACGGCCAGAGCCAGACCGCCGAUGUCCGGAAGAAAGGCGUCGUGGCUGCAGCCAUGAUCUCCAUCGGUGCCGCCGGCGGUAUCACGGGCUCCACCAUCUUUAGGAGUCAGGAUGCACCGCAAUACCUCCCUGGAAUGUGGGCCACCAUCUCAAUGCAGAUGUUAUAUUCGACCGUCACGAUCCUCUUAAGCAUCUACCUCAGGCGCCAGAACCGGCUGGCCGACGAGGGCAAGAGACCGGCAUUGGAGGGCGUCGAGGGGUUCCGAUAUGCGCCCUGAAUGAAGGGGAAAGCGUGAGAGGGAGAGUGAGAGCGAGAGAGAGGACCGCAGCCCGCUGCACUUCCCCAUCAUCAGGUCCAUCGACGGCACGGCAUAUGCAUGCAUUUGCUGUCACAUGUUGCGUACCUCUUUACGAACAAAAUUGAGUCGACACAGAACAGAUACGAAAAUCUACCUAGGUAGGUAUUGAAUGAUAAAUCCCUAAGCAUACUAUGAGUAUACUACGGUACAUACUAGUACCAAGAUUGUUGUAUGGUAGGCAAUUUAGUAAUUAUCGUGCCG
This is a messenger RNA of Exophiala dermatitidis NIH/UT8656, 2940 nucleotides long. Its product is annotated as retrograde regulation protein 2. Gene Ontology annotation, cellular component: membrane. NCBI's taxonomy places the organism in Eukaryota, Fungi, Ascomycota, Eurotiomycetes, Chaetothyriales, Herpotrichiellaceae. The coding region runs from base 1357 to 2658 and encodes 433 amino acids. The record is from RefSeq and is a predicted model, not a curated record. Gene Ontology annotation, molecular function: transmembrane transporter activity. Gene Ontology annotation, biological process: transmembrane transport. The transcript has 7 exons.